AUGGAACUCUUGAAGAGGACGACGGUGUUCCGCAUCGAGCAGCAGACGAAGGACAUCCCGCCGGAGGAUGUGACGGACAUCUCGCUCAGCGACGUGCCGCUGCUGGCGGACCGCUUGACAUGCUUCACCACCCUAACGCACCUCACGCUGGUGUCGAUGAAGCCGAAGAUCAAAACCCUGCUGUCGAUUCCACUUGCCACGUUCCCGGCGCUGCGGAUGCUCGACGUGAGCGACAACGCCAUCGCCGUCGCGGAGGACCUCCCGACGUGCCCAGGCAUGAAGAAGCUGUUCGUUGCGAACAACAACAUUGCGGAGUGGGCGGAGCUCGAGCGGCUGGCAGCGGCCUUCCCCGAAUUGGAGGUGCUCGACGCCACAGACAACAAGGUGGACGAGGCGUCACGAUUCGGCGACAUAUUUGCGUUGUUCCCGCGCCUCGCGGCGCUUGACUCCAAGUGCAGGACCGGUGAGGAGGUUGUGGUGGCGGAUACGGAUGAGAGCAGCAGUAGCUCUGAGGAGGACGAAGAGACCACGGACUCAUUCAUAUCCGCAGGUGAGGAAGAGGAGAAGGAGGAAGAAAGAGAGAAGGACAAUAAGCGGCCGCGGCAACAACAGCUGGAUGGGGAGUCGAGCAGUGAUGAGUGCAAGGCACCUCCUGCGAAGGCAGCCCGAAAGGAGUAG
Trypanosoma grayi is the source of this 678-nucleotide messenger RNA. RefSeq lists its product as hypothetical. The transcript has a single exon. The coding region runs from base 1 to 678 and encodes 225 amino acids. Lineage: Eukaryota; Euglenozoa; Kinetoplastea; Trypanosomatida; Trypanosomatidae. The record is from RefSeq and is a predicted model, not a curated record.